GAUGGCUCUUCAAGCCUUUAGUCACAUUCGGAGUCAUGAUCGGCUUUUCAAAAUGUUUGCAGGCUGGUGCUUUCACGGUAAUCGCGCUAUGCCAUGGUGUUCUCGGGCAAGUCUGUGAUUUUCCGGGCAAAGGGCUUUUGAUCAAGCAGCCUGGCGAUGCCGACGCUUUACGAAACUGCCGUGAAGUGAACGGCAACCUGGUCAUUUCCCCAGUGCACUCUGCCGAUAUCGAUCUCAGUGGCCCAGAGGUCAUUCACGGCAGUAUCUUUGGGGACGAGUACCAUUCAUACUCGAACAGCAGUGUCAAUAUUGCAUCCACCACCUUGACAAGGGUCGACGGCCACCUGACCAUAAUUGGCAGAUGGUACAUAACGUCCAUUCAAAACCUCAGCUUUCCAAAUCUCCAAACCGUUGGUGGUACGUUCGCUCUUCAGCGCCCAUACGGCCUUACCUACGUCGACGUCACAAAUCUUCACACAGUUGGAUCGAUCGAAAUAAUAGCACCGGAGCUUUCUACUUUGAAGCAUACAGCGCUGAGGAGCGUUGGUCCUAGCUACGAUACUCAGAAGAUUGCUCGGACAUAUGGGCUUCAGAACGGCAUCCUGAUCGGCACCACAAGCCUAGAGUCGGUCGACAGCAUCUUCAACAACAACAUCAAAGUCGAAUCCGCCUCUUUCACCGCGUCUACAAGGGUAAAGCGACUUGUUGUGGGGUUCAAAGAGUCGGCCAAGCUUGUAAUAUAUGGAGCCGAUGACGCCGACGCCGGACAACUCGAAGUUGUUCUCGGCGGCGAAUCUACGACUUCGAUGCACAUUGGUGAGAUGCAGAUGCAGUAUGCUAUAUCGGGCUUUCGACGCAGCCCCAAUUUGCAAAACUUGACUGCCGACAAGUAUUAUUCAGCCUUUACCAACAUGACACAUUUGCACCUACCCUUUGACCAACUUGGCUCGCUUUACCUAGAAGCGGAGGAAUACAUGACAUGGGUCUCUGUUCCACCACAAGCAGCACAAUGGUCCAACUUCAGCCUCACCAUUUCCCGGACCGAAGUCAACUUGACGUCAGAGUACAUGCCUGACGAGAAGGGCGGGUGGGUCAGAUCAUGGUACUGGCCACAGAAAGAUAUGUUCUCGGUCGAUAUCGGGAGUGGCAACUUGACGCCCGCGUUUUUCGAAUCGUUCUUGGAGUACCAAAAAGCCACAGUCAACACGACGAGCCAACCCAAGGUCCUGCAUGAAUUCAGGCUCAAUCCAUACAACAUAGCUACGUUUGACUGUGAGCCUUUCAAAAAGCUGGCUGAACAAGGAAUCAUCGGCGGUCUUGGGUGCUACUCGUGGCGAAAGGAUAGCUCUGCCUACUCGUGGCGAGAAACCUCAGUGCUCAGUAGUACCUGGUCAGCUGUCGCCAUCGCCGCAAUUGUGUACUUUACAGCUUUGUAGACAAUAAUUUGUAUCAAGUAUCUUUGAGCAAUGGGAGAUCGUUGUAAU
This is a messenger RNA of Colletotrichum destructivum, 1484 nucleotides long. RefSeq names its product Putative Receptor L-domain superfamily. The record is from RefSeq and is a predicted model, not a curated record. The coding region runs from base 36 to 1436 and encodes 466 amino acids. The transcript is spliced from 3 exons. NCBI's taxonomy places the organism in Eukaryota, Fungi, Ascomycota, Sordariomycetes, Glomerellales, Glomerellaceae.